UUCAGAGUCCACACGAUGGUCAAGCGUUAUGGACAGAGCGAGUCCAACGACCUUCACAGAGAAGCGAUGGCGUGCUUGUGGUUCAGAGCGGCGCUGCUGCUGUGCGUCCUCGUUGGGCUUCGUGCUCAAUUGAUAUUGGACACCAAGUACUGGAAGAGUGACCACGAACAACAGCUCCUCCUUCAGAAUCUGGCAGCACGCGUAGACAAGCUGGAGAAGGACGCCGCAGAAGCAACCAAAACUCACGUGGCGUUCUCAGCGGCGCUGGUCAGCACCACAGACUGGACCCAUGUGGGACCCUUCAACACAGACACCACGCUGGUUUUCAAGAGGGUGGUGACAAAUGUGGGUAACGGCUAUGACGUCAACACAGGCAUCUUCACAGCCCCUGUCAAAGGCCUCUACUUCAUCAUCUUCACCUGCUCCGUGGGCAACUCGGGUGCGAUGAACGCAGCAGUGCUGAAAAACGGUGUCAACAUGUUCGCCAUCUACGACACCAGGGGAACGCAUGGCAGCGCCACCAACGGCAUGACGCUGGAAUUGGAGGAGGGAGACAAGCUGUGGGUCACCUUGUGGGUCAACAAGAGUACUUUUGACCAGAGCCGACUCAGCACUUUCAGCGGCUUCCUCAUCGAACCCAUGUAAACCCCACUGGGUCACAAGGCUUACACUUAUGACUAAGCAAUAAAGCACUGACCCUGCAGCAUCA
Molecule: messenger RNA, 709 nt
Organism: Dunckerocampus dactyliophorus (ringed pipefish)
Lineage: Eukaryota; Metazoa; Chordata; Actinopteri; Syngnathiformes; Syngnathidae
Product: complement C1q tumor necrosis factor-related protein 3-like
Exons: 3
Coding region: 16-645 (209 amino acids)
Molecular function (GO): protein binding
Source: RefSeq, a predicted model, not a curated record